GCAGCAAGAAGAGUUUAGUAGCUCGGGCGGGAGCUUAUGAGCGGCUAUCAUCUGCUGCGUAGGUGCAAAAGCCGGAGCAGAGCGCCACCGAGCGACCGCGGCGGGCUGCUCUUAGUUGACUGCCGAUGCCGGACCGGAACGGAGGACCAAGUCAAAGUCGGUCGGGAAACGCAGCGUAAAAUUGGCUUGCUAGUGACGACGGAGAACGGAACGAAACGAGUGGGGUGCUGUGUUGUGACCAAAAGCCGUUGUUGCGUUGUGAUAUCGUUUGGGGAACAAAGGUGCGCGUGCUAAAGUGUCAUCAAACGGCUGCGACGAUGUCGCAUAAUUCGGUACGCAUCGACAUGUUCGCCGAAGAGCAGCAGUUGAGCGUUGACCAGUGUAGAGAAUUGGCGAAAAUUCAGCAAUAAAAAGAAAAGAAAGUGAGGUGAGAUACCAAAAAAAAAAAAAGAUACAAAUGUGCGUUAGAUUAGAGAACAAGAACCAGUAUUCUUGUACUUGAGUAUCUUGAUAGAGCAAUCAACGACAAAGAAGAGUAAGUCGGAAGCUAACAACAGCCAGCGGUGCAGCGCGUAGUUAAGCGCGGUUGACAAUUUUUAUGAUAGGAAGUGAUUAAUUGCCCUGUCAAGAAGAAACAAUGUGAAUGCGAAUACUUGCAAAUAUUGCAGCAGAAGUGGGUGAUUGCGCGCAUCGGGAAGUAGCAAAACUGAAGGCAAGCGGUUAGUGAUCCAGCCUCAGCAAAAUUCACAAUUUAUCAAGAUCUAACGAAAAGGUGGAUGAGCUCGUUCAAAGGAACCCACUCCAUUCUAGUGGUGCUCUAGAUUCAGACCUACACCAACCAACAAACCGCACUCGUCACGAUAAUCUAGACCAAAACAUAGUCGUCAUCGUGCCACGGAAGCAAGGACAUUAAAUAUCCACCCCCGAAAACAAAAUCGUAGAUUCAGGUCACAAAGCACCCCUCCGACCAAAAGCUCACACAGAAGCAGCUCACUCUUGUCGGUAGGUGCGAAGCCAAGAAGCACUUGAAAGGGCGUAAAAGUGGCGAUCUGAUUUACACAACAGCACAACCCGCCCGCCACCGGAAUAUGGCGACUAUUAAGAAUGAAAAUACACAAAUAAGUGAUAAUGGUGGUCCAAAGACGAAUGCGACGACGACGCCGACAGGGACGAUGACGACGUCGUCGGUGGCCGCCGCCGCAGCAGCACUAAUACAUCCACUAGCACCGAUGGCGACCGCGAUGACGAUGGCCACGGCCGCCGCCGUUCCUCUCGAGGUGCGAGACGAGACGUCCCAAAACGAAAAAUCAGUUCACACUCAGCCAUCGCAGCCGUCGAAGCGACAACCGGGAUUACGCGCGUGGUUCCGCAAAUCGAACACUUGUGGCAGUUUGUACGUGAAGUGUAGCUGUAGUAACGGGGUCCCAACUGGUGGAUCGCCUCAAGCCGGCACAGGAGCGGACGGGGCGGCCAAGGGCACCGAAGAGGGCAGCCAGAGGCACAGUCAUCAUCACAGCACUAGGCCCAUUUCGACCUCGGAGAAGGACUUCCGGAAGAUUAAGGUUUUGCACGCGUUUGCCCAUCCGGACACGCCAACCGUGUUCACCGAUCAGAACAAGUACGCCAACAAUUUGAGCGAGUCACCAACGCGAGCCUUGAUCACUUCGGCGCAAUCCGGAGAAUUCGAAAUUCUUCACUCGACACAUUCCAAGCGGUUGUCGACGCCGAACUUCAAGGCCGAUUACGCUUUCCAUCCGGAGUUUGUGCUCAAGAAGCUCAGUCCUAGAAUCAACGGGCUUAGCCAGGAGGGGAAGACACCCUCCAUUAGCAUUCCAUCACCGAGAAGGCCACUUCUGAAGAAAAGCUCCAGGAGCUACCCGGGGUUGUCCCCUUCCGGAAGUAGCGUAGACUCGCUCGGACGAUCUUUAGUGCACAACCAUUCCGCAUCUUCCAGCGUAGACGAAUUUACCGAAGAGGAAGAGCAAGGAAUCCGCCGAAGUAGUGAAGAGUUCACCAGUUCACAGGACUCCUACAUAUCGUUUAGUGCAAAUACAGAACCCCAAAGGGACUCCUUUAGCAAUAUCAAUAUUCAAAAACUUUCGCUCAAAUAUGCAGGCAUCAAGGCCGUUAGUGAUCAGGAGGUCCCAGAGCAUUCUCUGACGAAGCAACAAGAAGAGACCACCAGUGAAAGUGACGUUCAGUUGGAGGAUAUCAGUAUCCGAAAGGACACCAUCGUCCAAUGCUGCAGUGAUAGUGCAUGUGAUAGUGACAAUUCUAGCAAUAAUACCUGCAAUAGCUCCGACAGCAGUCCGAAAAGCCCACCAUCCUUGCUACAGCACUUUGGCCGGGUACUAAGUUCCCCAACUCCGGGUUCACCAAUCGCAUCGACCCCGCCAUCGGCCUUACCCCGUUCGGCGCAGGAAUUCUUCAUCCAGUCGGGCAUCCUCGGACCAAUGGGCAAUGGAUCGUCGGUGCUCAUGCGAAAGACCUCCAAGAUCGUCCCGAACGUGGACGGACCGGUCAAGGAGCGAAUUCGCAAAAACUCCAAACUGCUGUUCGGCAAACGGACCAUCAUCCCGCUGAGCAACGGGGACCGUCGGAAGUCGAUCCCACCGGAACACAACUGUGAUAGCUUCCAAUCGUACGGAAGCACCCCCACGCUGGGCAGUGGCACCAAGAGCAAAACGCUCGAGGACGAAAUCCACUACCUGCGGCAGCAGCUGAAGGCCCGCGACGAGGAGAUCAGCAAGCUGAAACGGGAGAUUGACAAACUGAAGAGUGUACUCCAGCAGACGACAACGAGCAGCUUGGAGCGGUCACAGAAUGCAGGAGGCACGGUGGCGCCAAUGCCCAGUCCCAAGGCACUCCAAGCGGUCGAGGGCGACCUACUGUCCAGUAUUCAGACGAACUACGUUAUGGCCGGACAGCAGCUGCCCAUGUCCGAACUGUACGGGAUCACGGGCAAGGGCUUCAAGUUGGCCCACUCGAGUCAGCUGGCCGGGAACGGGGCCAACGAUGGUUCCUUCCGGCAGAACAAAGGAGCCACACUGAUGGCCAUGAAAAAGCAGGGCGUUUCCGGCGAAAGCUGCGAGCUGACGGGCAGCCACUCGGACAUCAAGAUUCCGAAGUACGAGAAGGAUUACAGCGCGAAGCAGCUCAUCAAGGAUGCCAUACUGGAGAACGACUUCUUCAAGAACAUCGACUCGCUGCAGAUCCGCGAAAUCGUCGACUCGAUGUACAGUCGCGAGUUUCGCUCCGGAGAGUACGUGAUCCACGAGGGCCAGGCCGGAUCCCACCUGUACGUGUCGGCGGCCGGCGAGUUCGAGGUGCUCAAGGACGGCAAGUUCCUCGGGCUGAUGGGCCCCGGGAAGGCAUUCGGCGAACUGGCCAUUCUGUACAACUGCACCCGCACGGCAUCGAUCCGAGUGUUGAGUGACUCGCGAGUGUGGGUGUUGGACCGGCGGGUCUUCCAGCAGAUAAUGAUGCGGACCGGGCUGCAAAGGAUAGAGGAAAACGUCAACUUCCUGCGGUCGGUGCCACUGCUGAAGAAUCUGAGUAAUGACGUACUUACCAAGAUUGCUGACGUACUGGAAGUGGAAUUCUACCCAGCGGGAGCAUACAUAAUACGCCAAGGAGCUGCCGGCGAUUCGUUCUUCCUCAUUAGUCAAGGAACAGUGAAAGUGACUCAGCGUCUACCAGGAUGUUCCGUCGAGGAGGAGAUCCGCAUCCUGGGCCGCGGGGAGUACUUCGGCGAGAAAGCCCUCAUCAAGGAGGACAAACGGACGGCCAACAUCAUCGCAAUGUCACCGGGUGUGGAGUGCCUCACGCUGGACCGGGAGUCCUUUAGCAAGCAUAUCGGCGAUUUGUGCGAGUUGCACGAGAAGGACUACGGGGACGAGCAGCGGGUGCUGGCAUUCCGCAAUCUGGAGAAUAAUAACCUGCCGUCGUCGCUGGAUCAGGUCAAACCAGAACUGAUGGACGUCGAGUUGAUGGAUCUGAACGUUGUUGGCACCCUCGGAGUGGGUGGCUUCGGACGGGUAGAGCUAGUCAAACUGGAGCGGAACGGAGUGGUUCAGGUGUUCGCCCUCAAGUGCAUGAAGAAGAAACACAUCGUGGACACCAAACAGCAGGAGCACGUUUACAGCGAGCGGAAAAUUAUGCUUUCUUGCCACAGUCCGUUCAUCACGCGGUUGUAUCGGACCUAUCGCGAUGACAAAUUUGUGUACAUGCUGCUGGAGGCUUGCCUCGGUGGAGAGGUUUGGACGAUUCUGCGCGAUCGGUCGUAUUUUGAGGAUUCGACCGCCAAGUUCAUCGUCGGGUGUGUGCUGAAGGCUUUUGAGUUUCUACACGCACGGGGGAUCGUGUAUCGAGAUCUGAAACCGGAGAAUUUGCUGCUGGAUUCGAGGGGAUACGUAAAACUAGUGGAUUUCGGCUUCGCAAAAUUCAUCGGAUAUAGCAGUAAAACGUGGACAUUCUGCGGGACGCCAGAGUACGUAGCUCCGGAGAUUGUGCUGAACAAGGGUCACGAUCGUUCAGUGGACUACUGGGCGCUCGGAGUACUGAUUCACGAACUGCUGACAGGAAUACCUCCGUUCGCUGCGGCUGACCCCAUGAAAACGUACAACAUCAUCCUGAAGGGCAUCGACAUGGUCAACUUCCCGAAGCACAUGUCCCGCGCGGCCGUCAGUCUGAUCAAACGGCUCUGCCGGGAUAUUCCCACGGAGCGGUUGGGCUACCAGCGGGGAGGCAUCCAGGAUAUAAAGAAGCACAAAUGGUUCCAGGGUUUCGACUGGGAAGGCCUCGCCAACCAGACGCUCAAAUCGCCGCUGCAACCGAAACUGAAGGGACCCCUGGACAUGUCCAACUUUGACGUGUUCCCCGCGGAUACGCACGUCCCACCGGACGAGGUUUCCGGCUGGGACGAAGGAUUCUAAGCUGAUAGGCUUAUAGGUAGUGAUGAGAGCAAACACGAAGAGCAAUAUCUGUGUGGAUACAAAGUGGUGCGAUGCGCAUCACCACCACCACAACCGUAAAUGAUGAGCUUUACCCAAAACAGAAACAUAAAAAAAAAUCAAAGUUUAGAGUCAUUAAGAGUAACUUUGUAGGAACCUCAAGGCCUUAGAUUACGCAUAGGAGCUUAUAUUUAAUUUCUCAUGUUGUUUGUAGAACUGCACACGAUUUAUAUGCCCCUCUUAAUAAAAAUGGUGGAGUUGAGUAUUGUGACGAGCUUUA
Aedes albopictus (Asian tiger mosquito) is the source of this 5232-nucleotide messenger RNA. It is a transcript of the gene Pkg21D, whose product is annotated as cGMP-dependent protein kinase, isozyme 1. NCBI's taxonomy places the organism in Eukaryota, Metazoa, Arthropoda, Insecta, Diptera, Culicidae. Gene Ontology annotation, biological process: protein phosphorylation. The transcript is spliced from 13 exons. The record is from RefSeq and is a predicted model, not a curated record. Gene Ontology annotation, molecular function: cGMP-dependent protein kinase activity; ATP binding. The coding region runs from base 1089 to 4934 and encodes 1281 amino acids.